Messenger RNA from Colletotrichum navitas, 936 nucleotides. Its product is annotated as family 61 glycosyl hydrolase. The record is from RefSeq and is a predicted model, not a curated record. The coding region runs from base 1 to 936 and encodes 311 amino acids. The transcript is spliced from 2 exons. NCBI's taxonomy places the organism in Eukaryota, Fungi, Ascomycota, Sordariomycetes, Glomerellales, Glomerellaceae.
AUGUCUUCCUUCAAGAGCUCCGUUGUCCUUUCCGCCCUCGCUGGGGCUGUCUCCGUCAUGGCUCACGGCCACGUCGUCUCCUUCACCGACGGCUCACAGCAGUUCUCCGGCUACGACGUCACCAAGAUGGCCUACAUGAAUCCUGCCCCCGACGUCUACGGUUGGUCCGAAACCGCCACCGACAACGGUUUCGUCGCUCCCUCCGCCUACACCAACCCCGACAUCAUCUGCCACCGCGGCUCCAAGAACGCUGCCUUGACCGCCAAGGUUGCCGCUGGUGACAAGCUCACCGUCUUCUGGGACACCUGGCCCCAAUCCCACGUCGGCCCCAUCAUCGACUACCUCGCCCCCUGCGGCGAUAACUGCGCCACUGUUGACAAGAGCUCCCUCGAGUUCUUCAAGAUCCAGGAGGCCGGCCUCAGCAGUGGCAAGUGGCCUACUGACGAGCUCAUUGCCAACAACAACUCGUGGACUGUCACCGUUCCCACCUCCCUGAAGCCCGGCAAGUACGUCUGGCGUCACGAGAUCAUCGCCCUCCACUCCGCUAGACAGGAGGACGGUGCCCAGAACUACCCCCAGUGCCUCAACAUCGAGGUCACUGGCUCCGGCUCUGAGCAACCCGCCGGUGUCAAGGGCACCGCCCUCUACACCCCCAAGGAUGCCGGUAUUCUCGUCUCUGUCUACAACAACCUGUCCAAGUACCAGAUUCCCGGCCCCGCGCUGCCCGCUGCCUUCGGUGGCUCCGGUUCCGGUUCCGGCUCUGGUUCUGGCUCAUCUCCCGCUCCUACCACCACUGCUGCUCCUCCUGCUGCCACCAGUGCCGCUGCCCAGCAGCCUGCUCCAACUGGUGGCGUCACCAAGCCCAGCUGCGAGGAGAAGCGCCGCCGCCGUCUGGCCCGUCGCCAGCACGCCCGUGACAUUGUCCACCGCGCUUAA